CCAAGCCACAUCGCGUAAACCACCAGCUCAUCUUCACCACCAAACACCACCGCCAUCCCACAGCCAGCAACACCCCACCGGGGCCCACACCAACGCACCAAGACACCUAAUACCCAAAGAACAGUCGACGCGAGCACCUGGACGCCUCAUGCACGGCUAGCAAAAGUUAUGGGCCAGUAUCAAUUCUCGAAGGAACUAAAAAAGGAGACACGGUGGAAGAGAGCCGAAUUGGAGCCAUGGGUGUCCACACUGGUGUAUACGUUGAUCGCCGCCUACUUCAGACUGUACCGUAUAGGCUGGUCUAAGAGCGUUGUUUGGGACGAAGCACAUUUCGCCAGAUUUGGCUCCUAUUACAUGAACCACACGUUUUAUCACGACGUCCAUCCGCCUCUCGGUAAGAUGCUCAUUGCGCUCAGUGAGUGGAUCGCAGGGUUCCACGACCCUGAGUUUGCCUUCAAGUCAGGCUCCAAAUACCCUGAGGAGGUUGAUUUCGUCACAAUGAGAGUGUUCAACGCGUUGUUCAGCAUCGCCGUGAUUCCGCCAGCGUAUUGGACAGCCAGAUGGCUGUCAUACAAGCCGCUGACGGUUCAUUUGAUUACCCUGAUGGUUGCCUUGGAAUCCUCCUUCAUAACACUGGGUAAGUUUGUUCUGCUGGAUUCCAUCCUCCUGUUCUUCACAGCAACAACGUUUAUGAGUUUGGCAAAGAUCAUGCAACUGAAGCGUAGAAACUUGGAGUUCUCCAAAGAAUGGUACACAUGGAUGGUGAUCUCCGGGAUAUCCAUCGGCUGUGUAUGCUCUGUGAAGUGGGUUGGUCUUUUCGUCACGGUUCUUUACGGCCUGUUCGUCAUACAGGACCUCGCUGAGAAGCUGUUUGACAAGGGAAUCUCAUGGAGGAAGUAUUCAAAGCACUGGCUUGUGCGUAUAGCCACUUUGGUGUUUAUUCCAUUUGUCAUCUAUGCCGUCUGUUUCAAGAUCCAUUUCUCCAUUCUUUAUAAGACAGGGAAAGGCGAUUCCUCAGCGUCCUCUCUCUUCCAGGCACAGCUGGAAGGGACAAAGAUUUCGAGCUCACCACGAGACGUUGUGUUUGGUUCAGAAGUCACGAUAAGAUCCAAGGGAUUGAGUACAAAGCUGUUACAUUCUCAUACGAAGAAGUAUCCAUCAGGGUCUCUUCAAAAGCAAGUCACAACGUAUGGAUUCUUCGACGCAAAUAACAACUGGAUCUUCAAAUUUGCCCGUCGAGAUGGGAGAACUCUGAACAACUCGACAGAUCAUAUCCCAGUUAGAGAUGGUGAUGCAGUCAGACUUGUCCACAAGGCCACUGGGGCAAAUUUACACAGCCAUGAGAUCCCUGCACAUGUUUCCUAUCAGCAUUAUGAGGUUUCUUGUUACGGAGAUGAUAAGAUCAGAGAUCUUAAAGACGAUUGGAUCGUCGAAAUCGUCUCUCAGGCGUUCCCAAAGAACCAAUCUUAUGCCAAUGAGGACAGAGCCGUUAUCCAUCCGUUGUCCACCACUUUUAAACUGAAGCACGCUGUGCUUGGCUGCUAUUUGGCCUCAACUGGCCUUCAAUACCCAACAUGGGGUGCCAGACAAGGCGAAGUUGUCUGUAAGUUUUCUGGGAAUCCAUUUGACACAUCAACGCAUUGGAACGUUGAAAACCACAAGAACAAUAAGCUGACCAUCGAUGAGUACUACGUUCCACCGGCUUCCAAUUUCUUUGAAGACUUCAUCCGUGUGAACUUUGCCAUGGCUGCUUCCAACAAUGCUUUGGUUCCGGAUAGUGAUAAGUAUGACAAAUUGGCAUCGAAAUGGUGGCAAUGGCCAACUCUGUACCUGGGCAUGAGAAUGUCAGGUUUCACUGACGAUAAGCUGAGAUAUUUCCUUAUCGGUAACGUCUUCAACACCUGGGGCUCUUCGCUGGCUGUUGUCAGCUUCGCCUUCCUUACCUUGUACUACAUAAUAAGGCUUCAAAGACAGACUCUCGACUGUGACUAUGUGACGUUCUGGAACUAUACCACCAAGGGACUGUAUCCGUUCUUGGGCUGGUUGCUACACUUUUUACCGUUCUGCCUCAUGGGGAGAGUCACAUAUGUGCAUCACUACCCUCCAGCGUUGUUCUUUGCACUCUUCGUACUCGGCUACAUGAUCGAGCUGACCGUUGGGAGCUCACGCAACGCCACCAAGCACACAGGCUACGCCAUAAGUUUCGGCCUCUUACUGUUCACCUUCUGGUAUUUCAGGGAGUUCCAUCAAGGUAUGUCCGGCAGCAAGGACAGCUACAAGCACCUCAAGCUGCUUCCAACAUGGAACUUCUAG
Molecule: messenger RNA, 2313 nt
Organism: Williopsis jadinii
Lineage: Eukaryota; Fungi; Ascomycota; Saccharomycetes; Phaffomycetales; Wickerhamomycetaceae
Product: PMT-domain-containing protein
Exons: 2
Coding region: 169-2313 (714 amino acids)
Biological process (GO): protein O-linked glycosylation via mannose
Cellular component (GO): membrane; endoplasmic reticulum
Molecular function (GO): dolichyl-phosphate-mannose-protein mannosyltransferase activity
Source: RefSeq, a predicted model, not a curated record